Messenger RNA from Aureobasidium namibiae CBS 147.97, 1605 nucleotides. RefSeq names its product acetyl-CoA synthetase-like protein. The coding region runs from base 1 to 1605 and encodes 534 amino acids. NCBI's taxonomy places the organism in Eukaryota, Fungi, Ascomycota, Dothideomycetes, Dothideales, Saccotheciaceae. Gene Ontology annotation, molecular function: phosphopantetheine binding. Gene Ontology annotation, cellular component: cytoplasm. The transcript has a single exon. Gene Ontology annotation, biological process: amino acid activation for nonribosomal peptide biosynthetic process; secondary metabolite biosynthetic process. The record is from RefSeq and is a predicted model, not a curated record.
AUGGAGAUGACAUUGACGUUGAGAUAUGACGCCCUUCGGAUGGACGAAGAGUAUGCGGACGCAGCUUUCAAGACGCUCGUAAAUUAUAUGUCUCGAAGACAAGUCUACGCUCCGCAGGAGACGAGGCUUUCCAUACUCAACCACUCGGCUUUGCAACCAUCGCUGCUGUACAGCAAGGAAGCCGAGGUAUCAUUACUCUACUCAGGGUUUCGUAAGACUGUCAACGAGUACCCGAACCGCCGUGCACUAGACUACCGGUCAGAGACUACACAAUUCACAAUGACUUAUCGACAGUUGAAUGGCAUCACAACAGCGCUGGCUCAUAAGCUUCUGAGCAGCAUACCUCAGACAUCUCACAGCACUCGGACUAUCGUGCCAGUAUACAUGGAUGCAUCACCAGCACUUUAUGUAUCCUGGUUGGCAGUGCUGAAAGCCGGAUUCGCAUUCUGUCCGUUGCCAGUAGGCACACCCGCUCUUGAACUACAAAGUAUCGUCGAAGAUGCUUGUGCUUCGAUUGUUCUGACGGAUGGACCGAUGCUUUGUGGGUGUCCCUGGGAUGCGUGGUAUCGCGACGACGACGAUCUAUCUAUUUAUCUGGACGUCAAUGAGUUCAUCACCACCUGGAUGCAAACGCCAGAAACAUUUAAUGUCAAACCACUGCCCUGUGUUGCAAAGACGGAUCUCGCAUAUGUUAUAUACAGCAGCAAGAACUCCUCAGCUAUGCCCAUUGGGACAGAGAUGACCCAUCGAGCAGCAUUCACGUCAAUAACAUCUUACUCGAAACAAAUUCCUUCUUGCAUGAGUAAGAAAGAAUUCAGCUGGCUUACAUCUGCUUCCCCAGUCAGCCACACUUCAGUCUUGGAAGUCUUUACGACAUGGAGCACUGGAGGAACACUAUGUGCUGUUAGCCCAACACUAGAUCUCACGACCGCAGUCAACAAAGUCUCUGCUACAAUCACUACGGCAAGUUUUUCGCAAGCGUCAACAUUGAACCUCGCAAGGGUACCUUCGUUGCGGCACUUGUGGUGCGUAGGCGCUUUACCGCUAUCCCUGGUGCAGCAGUUACAGAAUGUAUCGAGGUCGAUUUACUCGCCUUUGACAGUGUUGAGACUGUAUACUGCUGCCACCGAUUCAAUUCUCACUGGUAUCAUCUCUCCUGCGUCUUGCUCGACUAGGGAUUCUAUCAUCGGCUCUCCACUCCCUGAAACAAGUGUUUUGUUUCUGCACUCCGCAGCGAGAGCUGCUGUGCCUCUGGGUGCAGUAGGAGAUCUAUAUGUCAGUGGCGUUGGUCUGCCAUCGGGAUACCUCAACCGUCCGGAUCUAGAUGCUGCAGCUUUUCUCGUGCACCCUGUCUAUGGCCGACUAUACAAGACGGGAGAUCGAGGUAGAUUGGUCAAGAAUGGCAGUGGAGAGCUGAUUGUGGAUCUCGUGAAGAGCAUUGGAGAUCCAGAUGUAGAAGUCGAGGAAAUCGAAAGCGUAUAUGGAAGGGAUAGUGUGGCUAGCAUGGUAGACUCGUUCACCGAAACUUCAGUGCUUGAGAGCGAAGAAAAGCUCGAUGUCACAGAGGCUAACGUGCUGAGUCUGAUUGGCAAAACACUCAUUUGA